AUGGCGUUCAUGACUGACGAAGAGCGCCUGGAGUACCAGGAGCGCAAGUUGGCGCAUACCGUACCUAUUGAGUACAAGCGUACGCGCAAGCCCAUGGUCAAAGAGCUGCUUUCGAUUCUGGUGGCAGCAGCUAUGCUCGUGUGGGUCACGUUGCACUACCACUACCGCCUGCCAGCGCCAUUGCAGGCCACAACUCCGGAGCUACCGCGUCCUGGGAUGAAGGCCAGUGAGGGAUGGUACAGAAAGUUUUUCGCGCAUGAACUGGAUACGCAGUCUGCGCCUGCCUAUCAUCCCUUUGACAACACCUCGUCAGCGCAAGCGCCGAUCUACAAUGGACCUAUGCACACGUACUUCAGCGAGGCCAAUGCUAUGAUGACGAUGCAGUACCUAUCUGAAGGAAUUGGAUACCGUGUGGUUGGAACGCAGCAGCACAUCGAUGCGGAAGCAUGGGUCGAGUCAAUUCUCCGUCGGUACGAAGGUACGCACGCUACAGGCGAGUCGUACCAGACGGAGGUGGAAGUGUUUAAGCAGGUGGGCGAUGGUGCCCACCGUUUCGAGAUCCUGGGUCAUCCUGUGUGGAAGAAGUACCACAGCAUGUCAAAUCUGAUUGUACGGAUCUCAGACGGCACGGACGAAGGCAAGGCACAGACACUGCUUCUCAAUGCGCAUCUGGACAGCACACUGCCUUCGCCUGGUGCUGCGGAUGACGCUGCAGGUGUUGCUAUCAUGCUAGAGGCGUUGCGAGUGCUCACCAUGCCUGGUGCACCACGCUUGAAGCAUGGCCUCAUUCUCCUGUUCAACAACGGAGAAGAAUCUCUGCAGGAUGCCUCGCACUUGUACAUGACACAACAUGAGACCAACACCUCUGUCCGUGCUGUGCUUAACAUGGAAGCAUGCGGUGUAUCGGGCCCUACUCUCCUUUUCCAAGCAACAGACGACGUGCUUAUCAACGCGUACGCCAAGGUCCCGCAUCCUUUCGGUACUGUGUUGGCCAGUGAUGUGUUCUCGUCCGGUGUGAUUAUGAGCGACACGGAUUUCCGUCAGUUUGUCGAAUAUGGUCUUGGCUUGCCAGGUCUGGAUAUGGCGAUUGUCGGCUCUUCCUACCUGUACCAUACGCGUUUGGAUGUGCCUGCGUACAUUGAGCGAGGUGUGAUGCAGCACUUUGGCGAGAAUGUAUUUUCCCUUCUUGAAUCUCUUGCUCUCAACCCUGACUCGCAGCUGUCGGAAGCUCGCCGCUGGCCGUACGACAUCAAGCGUGUGCUGCCCGUGUACUUCUCGAUGUUUGGUACCUGGUUCAUCAACAUGCCAGCUCGUUUGUUCAAGAACAUGAUCCUUUCGUUGGGUGUGGCUGUCAACUUCCUUCUAGCCUCGAUCAACACGUCUGAAACGCGUGUGCACUUCAUUUCAUACUCGCUUCUGUCGGCCCUUGGCUUGGUAGCAAGCUACGUAGCGGCUAUUCUCGCCGCCAACGUCGUGGCACUGACACUGCGCGGUGUGAACAUGCCGCUUUCCUGGUUUGGACAUGAAUGGUAUGCACUAGCUCUGUUUACUCCGCCGGCGAUAGCAGCUGUGGUGGGUACACAGUUGAUACUCCGCCGCUUUGCCGAACGUUCUCGUCGGCCGUACUUGGAGUUGUCCACGUUCUCUGGCCACAGCAUCGUAUACACACUGUGCCUUAUGGUGAUGAACAUGUACGGUCUGGGCUCUGCCUACUUGAUGUUCACCGCUACACUGGCCUUCUUUUUGCCUCUCUUAUUCAAUGACUUUGUGUUUAUUGGUCUGCCGGCUAUUGCGGAAGGCAAGGUCGCACCGGAUCGUCGUGUGCGCUUGGUUUCGUACUUUCUUGCCCUGCUUCCUGCUGCGACCAUGGGAGCAGAAGGCGUGAUUUCGUUCCUGGAUUUGCUUGUUCCGCUUAUGGGCCGUAUGGGUACCGAGGUGCCUGUGGACCAUGUCAUUGGCACUUUGGUUGCUGUCCUCGUGACGCUCAAUGCCGGCUUCUUUGUGCCUCUAUGCCACCGUUACGGCGCACGGUUCAUGCACCAUGCUGUGCUAGUCCUUCUCGGUGUAACGGCCGUGACAACAGCUUUCUUUGCUAUGCCUGGUGUGCCGACGUUUGACAAGACGCAUCCACGCCGUUUGCUACUCCAUCAUGUUGAAAACAUUACCAGUGGUGAGUGGCAUGUGGCUUACUCUUCGCUGGAUUCGGCGAAGGAAAACCCUGCUAUGGCCACAGAGCUGGAACGCGUCCUCCUUCACGGCGCUACGAAUCACUCGCUCAGCUGGGAUGACUCCCCCCAAGUGGCGGCGGACAUGGACAUUCUGUUCCCUCUGACGCACUUUAUCGACACCUCGCGUGUCACACUCCCAUCUACCCCAGCACGUGAGGCGGCUUCCAAGGACAUGCAGCGUUGGUCUCAGUUCCGUGUGACCUGCGACGACAUUCGCAUCGAUCCUGUGAAUGCGACGCGUGAAGUGGUUCUUCGUUUGCAUCACCCUGAGAUUGCAUGGUCGACGCUCUCCUUUGAUGCGGAGGUAUUAGAUUGGGACUUUGCCGAAGCGCCCCCUAGUGGCUGGCAACGUCAUCAUUUGAAAGAUGUGUCGCGUCUUGGUGCCAAUGAAUUUGCCAUGCGCCUCGUGCUUAAGCUCACGCCUGAGCAAGUGGCUUCCUAUGCUUCGCACAAGACUCGUCGCGACACUCUUCUACGCUCCCCACCCUUCCACACGGAAACGGCCAUUCAUCCCAGCCGACUCCGUGUACACUACUCGGGCUUGGAUGCGUUCGGUAUGUACCCACACCACAAGAAUGUUGGUAUGGACAGGCUCUCGAUGCAGACAUUAGCAGAGUUGGAUGCUAUGUUUACCUCAUCGUUCCCUGAAAUCGAUCCGAUGCUCAUGUCUGUCAUUGCCGGUGUGGCUGAGUGCUAA
Messenger RNA from Malassezia pachydermatis, 2925 nucleotides. RefSeq names its product aminopeptidases of the m20 family. Bases 1 to 2925 code for a protein of 974 amino acids. Lineage: Eukaryota; Fungi; Basidiomycota; Malasseziomycetes; Malasseziales; Malasseziaceae. Gene Ontology annotation, biological process: proteolysis. The record is from RefSeq and is a predicted model, not a curated record. The transcript has a single exon. Gene Ontology annotation, molecular function: metalloexopeptidase activity.